UGUAUUUUACUUGACUAGUUCAUUUUUAUGCUACUUCAUACUUGGAAUUUUCUAAGAAUUUGCAGAGGCAAUUAGUAUAAACAUAACCAUUUGGAUUUUAAGAAAGUAGCAAAUGCAGAAAGCCUUUUAUAUACGCUUUAUUGUGAAAAACAAAACUCCGGACCGGGAGUAUUUUGCUCUAACUCCGGGUUUGAGUGUGUUUUAUUCGCUGCCGACACAAUGAAAUGCUAAAGGCUAGUAGGUACUAUAAGUUCUGUUGUUUUAGGUGAUAAAUUUGUCAAUAAUGUCGCUUUCAACUGCACGAUCAUUCUUAUCGGAGGCUUAUUAUGGCGAACAAGAACUCGACGCCAAUUCUGCUCUGAUGGAGCUGGACAAAGGGUUGCGAUCGGGAAAGCUGGGAGAGCAGUGUGAGGCUGUGGUGCUCUUCCCCAAACUCUUCCAGAAGUACCCUUUCCCCAUCCUUAUCAACUCAGCAUUUCUGAAACUAGCAGACAUCUUUAGACUUGGGAACAACUUCUUGCGCCUCUGUGUGCUGAAAGUAACUCAACAGAGUGAGAAACAUCUGGAAAAGAUUUUCAAUGUGGAUGAAUUUGUUAAAAGGGUGUUUUCGGUCAUCCAUAGCAAUGACCCUGUGGCCAGAGCCAUCACGCUGAGGAUGCUUGGUAGUCUGGCGUCCAUCAUCCCAGAGAGAAAGAAUGCUCACCACAGUAUUCGCCAAAGUCUGGACUCUCACGACAAUGUGGAAGUGGAAGCAGCUAUAUUUGCUGCUGCAAGCUUUUCUGCACAGUCAAAAGACUUUGCAGCUGGGAUUUGCAACAAAGUCAGUGAGAUGAUUCAAGGUUUAGACACUCCAGUAGAACUGAAGCUGAAGCUGAUUCCCAUGCUGCAGCACAUGCAUCAUGAUGCCAGCUUGGCGUCUAGCAGCAGAGAGCUUCUACAGCAUCUGGUCAACUCUUACCCCUCCACCCCCAUGGUCAUCGUCACCCUGCACACCUUCACUCAGCUGGCUGCCUCUUCCCUCAUCGAUAUUCCUAAGCAGUUACAGCUUCUCUUACAAUACCUUAAAGAUGACCCUAGAAAAGCUGUGAAGAGACUCGCAAUUAAUGACCUAAAGCUCCUGGCUAAAAAAGCUCCCCAUCUUUGGACCCGAGAGAACACUCAGACCCUGUGUGAGUGUGCCUUGACUAGUCCUUACAACAGUUUGAAGCUGGGGAUGCUGGCUGUCCUCUGCACCCUUUCUGGAACAGUUGCAAUCAAACAGUACUUCAGUAACGUGACCGGUGGUUCUUCAGUUCACCCCCGGCUCACUGACCUGGUUAAACUGGCACAAGAAUGCUGUUACCACAGCAACCUGGCGGUGGCUGCACAUGGGGUCCUAGUGCUCUGCAACAUUGCCAUUUCCUGUUCAGAAAAAGAUAUAGUACAGUUGGAACAGGAUACAGUUAUGGGAGUGGAGUCCCUUCUGAUGCUUUGCAGUCAGGACAGCAGCCCCAGCGCUCAGGCUACUCUCAAAACAGCCCUCACCUCACUGGUUAAGCUGAUGAAAAGUCGACCCCAUCUCAGCCAAUCAGCUGUGGAGUUCCUGCUCGGCCAGCUCCACUUAUCCUGCGACUCCUCGCGCGUUCUCAUGUGCCACGCUCUAGCAGCCAUCCCCACCCACCUCCCAGUGCUGGGUGAUGGUAUGCUGGGAGAUCUGGUGGAACUCUACAGAGUGGCCAGUCACUCCUCCACUGACAAGCAGCAAGAGCUUCUGGUUUCCUUGGCAACAGUGAUUUUUGUCGCCAGCCAGGCAUCUCUGUCAGCUGAGGUGAAGACCGUCAUCAAACAACAGCUGGAGAAUGUUGCUAAUGGUUGGACGGUGUACCGCAUCGCACGACAAGCUUCACGCAUGGGAUGUCACGAGUUCUCCAGUGAACUUUACCAGAGCCUGCGGACUCGUGUGGCAUCAGAACACUUCUACUUCUGGCUAAACAGCCUGAAGGAGUUUUCCCAGGCUGAGCAGUGCCUCAAUCAUGUGGAAGAUGGAAACUACAGUGGAGCCAUGAGCGCCAUUGCUGAGGCCCUGCGCUCCUACCAAAAGGGCAUCGCCUCCCUCACAGCUGCCAGCACCCCUCUGAGCCCCCUUACAUUCCAGUGCGAGUUCAUUAAGCUGCGGAUUGACACCCUGCAAGCCCUGUCGCAACUCAUUUGCACAUGCAACAGCCUGAAAACCAGCCCUCCUCCUGCCAUCGCCACUACCAUCGCCCUAACCUCAGGCAAUGAGCUCCAGCGGUGCGGCCGCAUUUCCAUGCAGAUGAAGGUAUGCAUGGAUGAGUUCAGACGUCUUGCUGCUCGCUAUGCUGAUUUACACCAGUCUUCGUUUGAUGCCGACCAUGCCACCCUUCGCAAUGUGGAGCUACAACAGCAGAGCUGUUUGCUUGUCUCCCAUGUAAUAGAAGCACUGAUACUGGACCCACAGGCAGCCAGUUUUCAGGAGUUUGGCACCCUGGGGUCGCUGCAGACAGAGAGUGAGUAUGAGCGACGAAUGAUUUCAGUCUUCAACCAUGUACUGGAAGAAGUAGAGGGCCUCACCAAGAAACAUCCUCCUGUUUCAUACCUGCAUACAGGUUGUCUUUGUGAUGCCAUCAUAGCUUUGCUCAAAGUCCCCCUAUCUUUCCAGAGGUACUUCUUCCAAAAGCUCCAGUCAACAAGUAUUAAGCUUGCCCUCUCUCCAUCCCCACGAACACCGAGUGAACCAAUCCCGGUGCAGAACACUCAACAGCUGACCCUAAAGGUGGAGGGGGUGGUGCAGCAUGGUUCGACCCCAGGACUGUUCAGGAAGAUCCAGUCUGUCUGUCUCAAUGUCACUUCAGUUCUUCAGAGCAAGACGGGGCCUGACUACAAGAUUCCUUUAGACACUAAAACUAAUGAGAUUGAGCAGCAGGUAGAACCACACAACGACUACUUCAGCACCCACUUCUUGCUGAAUUUCUCAAUCCUGGGCACUCACACGGUCACUGUGGAAGCCUCCGUGGUGGACAACAGUGGCAUAGAGUGGAAGACCGGUCCCAAGACAACGAUGUCCGUCAAAUCCCUGGAGGAUCCUUACUCCCAGCAGCUCCGCCACCAGCUGCAGCAGGGUGGAGCCCAGACUGCUCCACAGAGGAGUGCAUACAACCGCUUCUAGUAAAUGUGCCCUUGAUGCUUUUUUUACUGUCAAAAACUGUUUUAGCUUGUCUACUUGAUCUGUUUUGUCUUGAAGAAACUGUAUAUAUUUUAUGACCAAUUAAAAGACCAGAUUUAAUUUUAA
Monopterus albus (swamp eel) is the source of this 3289-nucleotide messenger RNA. RefSeq names its product integrator complex subunit 7 (gene ints7). The record is from RefSeq and is a predicted model, not a curated record. The coding region runs from base 284 to 3166 and encodes 960 amino acids. Lineage: Eukaryota; Metazoa; Chordata; Actinopteri; Synbranchiformes; Synbranchidae. Gene Ontology annotation, cellular component: integrator complex. The transcript has 20 exons. Gene Ontology annotation, biological process: snRNA 3'-end processing.